Molecule: messenger RNA, 8939 nt
Organism: Neodiprion virginianus
Lineage: Eukaryota; Metazoa; Arthropoda; Insecta; Hymenoptera; Diprionidae
Gene: Jarid2
Exons: 12
Coding region: 446-5971 (1841 amino acids)
Biological process (GO): chromatin remodeling
Cellular component (GO): nucleus
Molecular function (GO): DNA binding; histone demethylase activity
Source: RefSeq, a predicted model, not a curated record
UUGUGAUUCAGUGAUUUAAAGUUCACGAUUGUCUGCUGUGAUACGAAGAAUAAACAGUUAUGUUCUCUUCAAGAUAUAAAAUCCAUUAAAAAAAGAAGUAGUCCCCAUCGUAAUCACUGUGUACAUACACAUUUAUGAUGUUGAUAGAAGUGCGGAAAGCAGAUGGGAAUACCGAGUGGUUUAAAGAGUAUAAAACAUAUAAAGCGGCCCCAAGUAUCGGUUUUCCAACCGGGGGCUGUUGGCCAUUCCCAUCGUCCACCACUGUACACAAAUUACAGCUAGUUUGAUUUUUGCUGAUAAAUAUCUUUAUGAUUAAUUAUGCUAAUCUAGUUAAUAAAAUAAUAAUUAAUUAAGUUUCGACGUUGUGCCCAACUUUACCAAUAAAUAAACCUAAUCUAGUGCGCUAAACAUAGUAAAAAAUUUACUCAAUCACUUUGACACGAAAAUGGUCCUUAGUAGAAAUGACAAAAGGAAGAGAAGGGAAGGUGAUCUUGUUGACCUCAUGGACCCUCUUUCAGAAUCUCCGAAAAGGACCAAAGUCCAUGCGCAAAGAAAAUUUGCCCAGGGUGUAGCGACUAUAUUUGGUUCCACGCAAUCUUCUAUCAAGGAAAAGGAAAAGGCUAAGCCUGCAGUUAUUACAGAAUUGAUAACUCAUGGGCGUCCGAACACUGAAGACUUCUUAACAUUCUUAUGCUUCCGAGGUACGCCAAUGCUGCCUCCCAGUUUAGAUUUUUUCAAUGUUGGAAGUCGGAAAGUAAAGCAGGGCCAAAAAUCUUCAAUUAGCGUUGUUAAAAAGCCUAUACCACCAACUUCAACAUCUGGAACAGAAACACCUAAAUCAACUACCAGUACACAGAAAUCAAAUGGGAAAGGCAGUAGUAUUUCCACCGAUAAAAAAAUAACUACAAGUGAGAAAAAUAUGACAAAGUUUAAAACAAGUAAAAUGGCAGCAUCUGCCGUUGAGGCCUUGAAGAAAAAGUACCAAGAACAGCGUCUGGCAAAGCAAAGGAUAAAGAACAAAUUUAAACCUACAUGCAUAAUGAGAACUCGGUCAUCUACCGAUAGAGCCAAAAUGAAAACAGCAAGUAUCGUUCCACCCAAAAAGUUUCUACCCAAGGUUGAAACAAAGAGACACUGUCUACGGAGUAGCGCCAUUGCUAAUAAAAGUAAAAAUGUUGGAAUCAUAAAAGGAAAAGUAGAGUUGCCCAAAGCAAAAAAGAGAUCACUUGUCAGAGAGAGAUGUAAUGAUUCUUCAAAUACCGACGUUUCUUCGGACGAUAAUUCACCAACUAUUAGAGCGAUGCUACGUUCAAAACAGCAGACCAGACAUGCAAAAAAAGUUUGCACAAGAAGCAAGUCAGAAACGAGAAGAAUAACUAGAUCUCACCGAGAAACAAUACAGGCUCAGGUUCUAUCGAGACGCCCAUCUAGAAAGACCAAAGAAGCAGCUGCGGUGUAUAUGGAAAUUCUUGGUAGGAAAUUAGUCAGUCCGGAUUUAGAUAAUGAAGAUAAUUUAUCGGUUGAUAGUUUUCCCGAACUGCCAAAUGCCAGAAGAAUAGCGCAGAGGGAAAGUGAAAUACGAGCUAAAGUAAAACAGACUUCGAAACUAAACAGUAACAAAGAUGCCAAAUCUGAGAAUAGCAGGGGAAGCAGCACUCGGUUUUCCAAAGAUAAAGUUGACAGGAGCAUGGUAAAGAAUAAGCGGCCGUUAAAAAUACAAAAGUAUUGCGAGUUGGACAGCGAAGACGAUUCGGCAUGUUCAGUGCAAUCUGAGAAUAUUAAACCUGUGACGAGGAGAAGUCUUGGAAAGUUAGCUGAGUCAACGAGCAGAAGCCUCAGAUCAUCGCCGAGAAACGUGCCCUCUAAAUUGCAGUCAGAAAAAAGUACGAAAACUGAAAAAGAAAAAGUGAUGGUGAAAAGAAAGCGGGAUCAAAAUUCUGGAAGAUUAAAGGAAAGCCUUGUGAAGACUAGCGUACCUAAACAAAAAUCAAACAAAUCUAAGAGUAAAAGUGACAACUCUGAAUCGGAUGAAGAAACUUUAGGAAUGCUGCUUGAUAAAAUGAUGAAAAAGAAAAAGAAAAAUGAGCCGAUCAAGUCUGUGAAAGUUGAUAAAGCAAAGUCCGAAAAUACACCUCCUCCAAAUGUUGAUGACAUAUACGACACUUCAAAAAUAUCAGACGAUGAAGAAUCUUUUCGAGGGUUUUCUAAUAAAGCCAUAUCGAAGGUCUUAAACUCGUGUCACACUCAUGUUAAGGCUAAUCUGCUUGCAUCUGAGGAGGACAGCAGGAAAUUAGAUGUGCUUAAAACACAUGGUUUGCCCGAAACGGAUGCGAUGAAUAUAAAAAAUAAGCCUUCUUCUGAUGUAGAAACAAGCGAUUCUUUACCUGUGACUAUAAAUGUAAAUGAGUCAUCAACCAAACCUAUUCCUGAAGACUUGAGUUUAUCGGAGAUCAAAUCAGCACCACCAGUUAUACCUGUAGUGUCAAUGAAUGUACAUGAAAUUUAUAAUCAUAAUCCAAGCGAUUCUACUGUUAAUAUAAUUGACAUGCCUCGGUCAUCGUCUCUGGUACGAAAAGAAAGAGUGAACAUGUCUACUGAACAGAUUGAGAAAUGGUUAAAUGAAAGUUCCAUGGCAAAAGAAGAGAGUAAAGCAGAAAUGGAAAACGUUUCUGGUUUUAAAUUUGAAGAUACGGUGAAAGUAAAGAAUGACGUCAGCCAUAUAUCUAUAUCUACUAGAAUUCAGCACUUAGUUCGGCCAGUAAAUAUAAGUUUUUCAAAAACAACUGAAAAAAAUAAUUACAAGUAUAACAACGUAGUUCAGAAUAAAAUUCCACCAAUGUUAAAUGUUCACGUACAACAUUCUCCACCUAAGCAGCAAGGAAUACCAACAAAUCGUAAUAGAAUAAAUGCCGAUAUAAAAGAAAUUAUUAAAGGAAGAAAUAUGAAAACUAGCAAAGAUUCAUCCUUCGGCGAGGACAGUGAUGCUGUUUCUAAAUCUGAUCAUAACUCUAUCGAUGGUUCGCCGGAUAAAAAAUCGCCAGACAAAAAAUCCUUUCAGCCGCGAAAACCUUUUUUGCCCAAGGUAAAGGAACGUAAAGAUAUCACUCCGAGUGCAAAUGCCUUUUCUCCAGAGAACGAAAGUAGCGUAUAUGCAUUUGAAAGUGACAAUGAAACUCCAAUCAGUACACCGUUUCGGCGAAGGCUUAAGGACACUGACAACAAACCAGAUAGUGUGCCUUUGAUGUCCGAAGAGGAGGCCGCAAAAACUGAGGAAGAGACACAGAAUGUUCAGAACCAGGAUUCUGCUUCUGCUGAUACUCCGGCAAAUCAAUUCGAACUCCCAAAGAUUUUUGCCGAUCUAGCAACGAUGCAGGUUUUGCCAAUCGACAAACUGACUACAAGCUGGAGUAACGUUGGCUGCAGUACUUCUAUAGCUGUGCAAGUGAAUCUCGAUGAGCAAUCGCAAGAGCCGCAAACCACUACGACAGACGAAUCGAUCUUGAAAAGUACUGAAAUAUCAACUCAGACGGAUCGUAACAAUGAUAAUGAAGAUGACAAUGAUGGAGGUCAAUUAUUUUAUAUACCCUUACAAGCUGUUACCAGGAAUGGUCCAAAUUUGGUGCAGGGUCAACAAUUGAUUCAAGGCGUUGCUGUCAAACUUGGCACCGAGGGUCCAACUGGUCCAAACCAACGCGUUUUACUAAGAGCGAAACUAAUUACUAAACCACCUUCUACAGUAGCUCGAUGUCCACCCGUAGGUACGGUUCAGCCAACAGCUCGUGUACCGCAGAAUUCAUCAACUUCUGGACUUGACAAUCCUGCUCCGUCAACUUCAACGAGUGUAGUACCUACACCAUCUACGUCUAACUUUCAGCAUCCCUUAUCCAACAAAAGUUUUACACUCACGCAAACAACACAGCAUCAAAAUGUUUCUACUGCAACAGGAACUAGCGUAGUACCGGACAAAGUUCAAAAGUCUCCUAAAGCCUCUAGAGAAAGAAAAACAUCUAUAGAUUCCGUGAAAAGCGGUAAACGAUCUCAAUCCAAGUCUAAACCAAAAACAUCAGAGUUCUGUUCACCUAGCAAUCCGACUACCUUUCCGAGCCCAAAAAAUGCGGAUGAAGAGGCUCGUCUUGUCGAAGCUCCUACGUUUCAUCCAACCGAGAAAGAUUUUCAAGACCCAUUGGAGUACAUUGAUAAAAUACGCCCUAUUGCUGAGAAGUUUGGAAUCUGUCGUGUAGUUCCACCGGUAAACUUUAAACCUGAAUGUAAAGUAUCGGAUGACAUGCGUUUUACAGCUUAUAAUCAAUACGUUCAUCGGAUGUUGCAUCGGUGGGGACCCAAUGUUAAGGAAAUGAUGGCUAUUAAAAAAUAUUUGGCAACACAGAGUAUCACUCUCACUCAUCCUCCCUGGAUUGGUGGUAUGGAGGUAGAUUUACCACACUUGUAUCAAACGGUGCAGAGUCUAGGUGGCUUGAAGGAGGUGAUUGAGAAAAAAAAAUGGCAGAAGGUGGCUGACGGGAUGAAAAUUCCAAAAUCUGCUCAGGACCGAGUUACUAAGUUGGAUGAUAUCUACUGUAAAUAUUUAUUGCCGUAUGACACGCUUUCGCCGGAGGAGAGAGAAAAACUGUUCGAUGAAGUAGAAACUGAUUGGGCCAAGCGUGAGAGCAAGGCCUUGCAAACACAGACUGCACCUUCUAGUGAUAAUGACGCUGAAGACGACGACGAGGAUAGUUCUGAUGAAACUGAGGAAUGUAUUGUCAAAGGGAGAAAUAUGCCAUUAAAUGCAUUCUACCGCAUCGCACGAAAUACACAACGUAUGUGGUUCGGUGAGAGUCAACCACCAUCUGGUGAAGCUGAGGGUGCAGCAGCAAAUGAAGUUGAAGCAGCAUUUUGGAAACAUGUCGCAGAGAGGAAACGACACGUUUGUGUUCACGCAGCCAGUAUUGACUCGAGCGGUCGGGGUUUUGGGUUUUCUGUUGCUAAAAACAGUCCGUUUGCUAGACAUCCUUGGAAUCUUAAAGUAUUGACUAAUAAUGCUGGUUCGGUACUCAGAGCAUUGGGGCCCUUAAUGGGUGUUACUGUGCCAACGCUACAUGUUGGAAUGCUGUUCAGUGCAUGUUGCUGGUACAGAGAUCCUCACGGUCUGCCGUGGAUAGAAUAUUUGCAUACAGGGGCUAAAAAAAUUUGGUACGGGAUUCCUGAUGAGCACAGUGACAACUUUAGAGAUGCUUUGGCUAAAAUGGUACCACGAUAUUGCAAGAAUAAAACGAUUUGGUUACCGUCGGACACGGCUAUGGUCCCACCAGAAUUGCUUGUGAAAAAUGGUGUUCCCCUAUGCCAGACAGUGCAAGAGCCCGGACAGUUCAUUAUUGUAUUUCCUAAAGCCUUCACCUCUAGUAUAUGCACUGGGUAUGUUGUUUCUGAAAGUGUAUACUUUGCACAAUCGUCCUGGCUCGUUACUGCGGAACAAGUAUUCAAGGAUAUACAGGAAAGCUGUGAGCCAUCAAUAUUUUCAUUUGAAAGACUGUUGUUCAGUAUUAUUAAUGAUACUAGAUCCCAUGUCGAUGUACUUAAACAGAUAUUACCAACUGUGAUGAAUAUUCGGGAGAGAGAAUUAGAAUAUCGUAGACUACUGGGAAAUGCCGGUCUAACGAAUACUGAGAGGCUACCCUUACCUGAUAGUGGAAAGCGAAGAAGAGGAAAAAAAGUUAAGGAAGACGACAGUGACUUUGAGUGCGAAACCUGUCGUGCCAAUCUGUUCGUUUCACUAGUGAGCAACUUGCAGGAUGAUUGUGUCUAUUGUCUUCCACAUGCUUGUCAGAUACUUACGAGGAAAAAACAGCUUCUGAAACACUCUACGCUUAUGUACACAUAUAGUGAGGCGGAGUUGGAUGAUCUCAUACAUAAAUUGGAGGAUAAAAUCGAAGCCAAAUCUAAGAAGACUAAUCAAAUGAGACAAGCUAAAUAGGCGAUAAAAAAUUUGUAGUGAUAUUAUAUUUAUUUGAUAGAAUUUUCACAUAGGCAAUUAUUUAUCAAUUUAUUUUAAUAUUUUCUAAGGUUGAAGCCAUGAUUAGUUCUAUACAUUAUUUAUUACGUCAUUGUUUUACUGACGAAAAAAAUAGUAGCAAUAGUAAUGAUAAUAAUGCCUGGUAUGGCAUUUUAAAAAGUUUUGUUAGACAUCACAAAUACUCCGAGAUCGGAAUGCCGAUUUCUAUAAAAUCAUUAAAAGAUGACGAGUGAUUUUUGACACGAGAGAAAAAAUAGGUACCCAUCAUAUAACAAGGCGCAGAUCACUGUUAAACAAUAUUUUUCGUGCAUCACGAUCGAAUUUUUUUUCACAAGAUUUUUCAUCUGAACGAUCGUGUAGUACUAAAGUUCAACAAUUUAUAAAUAACUCUAUUGAGAGGGAGAAAAUUAAAUUAAUGAUAAAAUUGAUGUAUUUAAUUUCUCAACUUUCAUGUUUGACUGAAGUGUCUCCGUUUUUGUAGUCAUAUUUUAAUUUGAUAUAUUUAUAAAUUAGUGUGUCGUUAUGCUACUCACACGAUAAAGUCAAAUUAUUCGAGUUAAAAUACUGUAGGGAAUUAGUAUAUUGUAGAUCAGUCUUUACGUAACAAAUAAUAACGGGUGAAAAGGAGCAGAAAUUUUCUUUCUCGUCCAUACCUAAGUAGUCCGAAUUUAUCCAACUGUAAUACUGAAAUUUAAAACGGUUAAUCAAAACGAUAGUUGUAGUUCCUUAAUGUAUUAAAUUACAACCAAAUUUGAUGAAUUUAUACGUGAUGCUAUAAUUAGUGCAAAAAAAAGUGACGAGGCUUUCUCUGUAUAGUUAUUGAGUGCCAAAUUGAUGUCGAUACGCAUAUAGGAGUUUUUUGUCGAUUAGAAAAUUUAUAUUUCUGUAAUUAUUAACGUCAUUGUGUAAUUGGAAAGAAAAAAACGAAUUCGCUGAGAAACUUACAGUACCAAUUUGUGUACAUAAGCAGUGAAAUAUCUGAUAUAAAUUUUAUAUAUUUUCUACCCGUUCAAAGAAACUUUGUUAUUUCUAUAUUUGUAUGGAUUUUCAUUUUCCAAAUUCAGUAUAUUUAGUUUAAACUUUAUUCAGUACGUAAUAUAAAUUAUUUACUGUUUGGAAUAAAACUACUGCACAUUUUAUUCACGUUCUAAAACUUGUUUGAAUUUCCCAUCAGUUAAAAGUAAGAAUGAAACUGAAUUUUGAAGUAAAAGGUACUCACUCGUGUAUCUAACUGUAGGUAUAUACAAAGGGUAUGAAAAUGUAUGACCAUAUUUUGAGAUAAUGUUCUGGUCGUUCCGAUUGUUUUACAAAGAACGAAUAACUAUCUGUGCUGAUUGGAAGUGCUCAUUGAGAACAAAAGGGGUUUUCAUUAUUAUUGGGAGUUUAUUUGUCUUAUAUUAUUAUACUUAUUAAAAAUCGAGAGAUCAAUGCCAUCAAAUCGUUCCGUAAUAAAGAUGUGUUCGUGUUGAGAAUGUUUUUUUAGUCAUAUUCACAAAUGUUAUAGGUAACGUGUAAUGAUAAAUUUUAAAUAUUGACGGUACAUGAUCCAGUUCUUUCAAAUUUUCUUCCAAUUGGAAAAAUAUGCAUGCUUAUUUUUUAUAAAACUCUGCAUCAAAAUGUAUUAGACAUUCUAGAAGCAAUCGAGUUGCAAUGUUUUUAUUGUAAGUACGUUGCUAAUCACUGGUAUGCUAUUUUAGCUUGAGAAAAUAUUUAUUAUCUUCUGCUGAAAAAUUGCAAGUUGAGACGCGGUUCUUUUUUACCGUGAUGUAUCAAUGUAUGAUGUUAAAAUGAUUUAGUUGGGAUUGAUUAGUUCCACUUUAAUCUAAUACAUUUUCAAUUAAUGCGAAUCUAUCACUAUCGCCCUGAUCGGAACUUGAAGAACAUAAUUUAUAUAGAAUUAUACACGUAAGUAUCACUCACUUGAUUAUAAACAAAACCAAUCAUAAUAAUACUGGUUAUCAUAAAUGUAACAGAAAAACAUUAUUAUUCUAUGGCCUUAUUAUCUAGUCACAAACGAGCGGGCUUCGUCAAACAAUACGCAUUGUGUUCACCUAGUGAUGCAUGCUAGUGAUAGCUACAUUGGAAUGUUUUUUAAUAUUGUAACAUUAUACGAAAUAUAAUGUAUAUCAUUUUAUUCAAAAACUUUGUUUAUCAAUAAAUCACACUCAUAUUCUAUGUACGGUAUAAAAUAGGAAACCAUUCUUUUAAAUAGAAUAUAUUUCGAGUGAAAUGUUAGACACUGUGGCGGCAUGGGUAAAAAAUGACAGUGUAAAUGAUCUUUGUUCGUGAAAUUUAUCCAGUCUUUUUACGGUAGUUAUUAAAAUUUUAACAAAGGUAAUACAGUGAUUACUGGAAAAAUUCGCGACUCGUUAUUAACGCACAGACAGAUCAUACAGUGGGGUAUUUGAAAUCAGCAAGGCAGACCCGAAUUAACUGACUUGUCAUUAAUGUGCAUUACUGUGUAAUGGCAAGCAGGUAUGAAUCAUUAAUUUUAUGCCAUCCAGUCUGAAUAUACAAAACGAUAUUACAUAUCAAAUUCCUAGGCGUAGGAAAGUAUUAUAUGUAUAGUAAUAAUUUAUUAAAACCUUUCAAAGGCUAAAAAUUAUCAGUAAAAAAUAUACAGCGAUAAUUUCCAUUCAUGUACAUGGAAUUUAAAAGUAAAAAAAUGAGCUACGAACUAAGCCAUUGCAGAAAGAUGAUUUGCAAUUCUAAAAAACUAACUAAGAAAUUCCAAUACAGUUGGAAUCUAACUGGUAUUUGAAAAUGAUUAGAUUGGGAGUUUACGUCUUGGCAAUAUAACACACUUCUUAAAGUUGGUAAUAAUAUGCCUUAUCAUUAUUACGUCGUCAAUACGAAUCACUGUUCCCUGCGAUGUAAAAUAUUAAAGAGGACCUGCGAUGAGCUCUCCUCAUUUUUAUUUUCGUCUUCA